AUGGCCCCAAUUGAACUGGCAGGCCGCUCUGGAGGCGCCAUGACUAGCAUUUUGCGAAGAGCUGGAUCCGGCUCCGCGGCCGGAGCUCUGAACCGCACAUUAUGCGCUUCUUCGACCCGGCGAUUCUCGAGCGUCAAGUCCCUGCCGCCGACGUACGAGAAGCUCUUCAACAGAUACACCGAAGUGCGCCGAGUCCUGGGCAAGCAGCGCCUGACGCUCGCUGAGAAGAUUCUGUACAGCCACCUGGACAACGUCGAAGAGUCACUUCUGACCAACACGGACAAUGGGCGCAGCAUCCGCGGCAAGGCCAAUCUGCUGCUGAAGCCCGACCGGGUCAACAUGCAGGAUGCGUCUGCGCAGAUGGCCCUUCUGCAGUUCAUGUCGUGCAAUCUGGAGAGGCCGGCCAUCCCUGCGAGCAUCCACUGCGACCACCUGAUCGUGGGCGCAAAGGGCGCGGAGAAUGACUUGUCGACGGGCAUCCAGGCCAACAAGGAGAUUUUCGACUUCUUGGAGUCUGCGGCGCGCAAGUACGGCAUGGACUUUUGGCCGCCUGGCGCGGGAAUCAUUCACCAGACAGUGCUGGAGAACUAUGCGCUGCCGGGUUUGAUGAUGCUGGGCACUGACAGCCACAGCCCCAAUGCUGGCGGUCUCUGCACAGUCACGAUUGGUGUUGGAGGUGCUGAUGCCGUUGAGGCCCUGGUUGGCGCCCCGUGGGAGCUCAAGGCGCCCAAGGCUCUUGGUGUUAAGCUCACUGGCAGCCUGAACAACUGGGUUGCUCCCAAGGAUGUCAUCUUGAAGCUGGCUGGCGAACUGACGGUUCGCGGCGGCACUGGCUCCAUCAUCGAGUACUUUGGCCCAGGCGUUGACACGCUGAGCGCUACUGGCAUGGCUACUAUUUGCAACAUGGGUGCCGAGGUUGGCGCAACCACAUCCCUCUUCCCUUACACUGAAGCUUCUGCUCGUUACCUCGAGUCUACCCGUAGAGGCCAGGCUGUCGAGAACAUCAAGGCCCUGCAGAGCUUCCCCGGAAACAGCGCCUCUGAGGACUCCCGCUUCCAGUUCAAGGCUGACGAAGGCGCCGAGUAUGACCAGCUCAUCACCAUCAACCUCUCCGAGCUGGAGCCCCACGUCAACGGCCCCUUUACUCCUGACCUGGCUACCCCCCUGUCCAAGUUUAAGAAUGUCGUCAAGGAGCAGCAAUGGCCUGAGAAGCUGUCUGCCGGUCUCAUCGGCAGCUGCACCAACAGCUCCUACGAGGACAUGACCCGCGUGGAGAGUCUCCUCAAGGAAGCUGCCGACGCUGGUCUUAAGCCUGCUGCUGAUUUCUACAUUACCCCCGGUAGCGAGCAGAUUCGCGCCACCUUGGAGCGUGAUGGCACUCUCAAGACUUUUGAGGCUGCUGGCGGUGUGUUGCUGUCCAACGCCUGUGGUCCUUGUAUCGGCCAGUGGCAGCGUCAGGAUGGUGUUACCAAGGGAACCUCCAAUGCUAUUCUCACCUCGUACAACCGCAACUUCCGCGGUCGAAACGAUGGCAACCCCGAAACUAUGAACUUCCUUGCCUCUCCCGAGAUUGUUACCGCCAUGGCUUUUGCUGGCUCAACCACAUUCAACCCCAUGACCGAUACUAUCAAGACUCCCUCUGGCAAGGACUUCAAGUUCUCUCCCCCUCACGGUCUUGAAGGCCCCCAGACACCCUUUGAAGCCGGCGUCCCCUCACUCGGUGUCCUCUCUCAGCAGCCCGACCCCAGCAUUCAAGUCGCCGUCUCCCCAUCUUCCGAUCGUCUCGCCUUCCUCGAGCCGUUUGCCCCUUUCCCAGAGUCCGACCUCUCCGGCCUCCGCGUCCUCGUAAAGGUCACCGGCAAGUGCACCACCGACACAAUCUCCGCCGCCGGCCCCUGGCUCAAAUACAAGGGCCACCUCCCCAACAUCAGCACAAACACCCUCAAUACCGCCACCAACGCCGAGACGGGCGAGGUCAAUGCCGCCUACGACCUCGACGGCUCCAAGCACACCAUCCCCGAGCUCGGCCAGCUGUGGAAGGAGCGCAACCAGGAGUGGCUCGUCGUCGCGGAGCACAACUACGGCGAGGGAUCGGCCCGUGAGCACGCCGCCCUGCAGCCCAGAUACCUCGGCGCGAGAGUCGUCCUGACAAAGUCCUUUGCGCGCAUCCACGAGACGAACCUGAAGAAGCAGGGCGUUGUGCCGCUGACGUUUGAGAACGAGGCUGAUUACGACAAGAUUGGAGCUGGUGACGAGGUCAGCACUGUGGGACUGUAUGAGAUGCUCCGCAAUAAGGGCAAGGGAGAUGUUCAGCUCAAGGUCAAGAAGACGAGUGGCGAGGAGUUUUUGAUCCCGACGAAGCAUGCUGUUAGCAAGGACCAGGCGGGAUUCAUCUUGGCGGGCAGUGCGCUGAACUUGCUGUCCAAGGGAGUAUAAAAGUUGAACCAGGGUUAGGGUUUAGCGACUGGGAGCGGAUAUGGUAGAAUGAUUUGAGGGGGAUUGGGGAUGGGAAAUAGGGUAUGUAUAAUGCUAUUCUUUGUAUAUAGCAGUAUACCUAGGGCACAGAGCCAAGUUAUUGAUUUCUUGUAUAACUA
Molecule: messenger RNA, 2594 nt
Organism: Trichoderma atroviride IMI 206040
Lineage: Eukaryota; Fungi; Ascomycota; Sordariomycetes; Hypocreales; Hypocreaceae
Biological process (GO): tricarboxylic acid cycle
Cellular component (GO): cytosol; mitochondrion
Molecular function (GO): aconitate hydratase activity; 4 iron, 4 sulfur cluster binding
Source: RefSeq, a predicted model, not a curated record